Molecule: messenger RNA, 360 nt
Organism: Nicotiana tabacum (common tobacco)
Lineage: Eukaryota; Viridiplantae; Streptophyta; Magnoliopsida; Solanales; Solanaceae
Source: RefSeq, a predicted model, not a curated record
AUGGGUACUGUAAUAGAUGAUGUUAACUCUCCUUCACCUUCCAACGGUUUUGCUUCAUUUUCCUUGGAUCCCUCACAUCCCUUCUAUAUUCAUCCCUCGAAUAAUCCUGGAAGUCAACUGGUAUCUGUACCAUUCAGUGGUUGUGGGUUUAUGUUAUGGCGUAACAGUAUGCUCAAUUCCCUCUCCGCAAAGAACAAGCUUAGUCUAUUAGAUGGCAGAGUCAACCAACCCACUCCUGACUCUCCUUAUUAUCCAUGUUGGGAAAGGUGCAAUGAUAUGGUUAAAGCCUCGAUAACUAAUUCAGUAUCUAGAGAAAUAGUUGUUAGUGUGAUGUAUUUUAAAACUGCUAAGGAAGUCUAG